AUCACCACCUUCCAUUCAACCACUCUUUAAUGCUUCUUGCCUCAGUCGUCAAUUCAAUAAACACAGGCAAUCCCAAAGCACCCAUUGUUGAAAACCGCACAAGCUCAAAUGGCCGCUGCAGGGGAUUCGUCGGACCCGAACAUCUUCUCGGAAUAUCAACGCCUCCCUGCUUUCAUGAUGUUGUUCCACCAGGUGCGAUGCAAGGAUGACAUGCGACUUCUCGACGAAUUCGUCGGGAUUCACGGGCAUGGCCUACCUUUCGACUGUCGGCUCGUUUGGCCGAAUGGAAUUCGACACAUGGUACGAAUUCUGAAGCUUCAGAACGGGUUCUUCUUUGCGACCGGAUGGAAAGAGUUUGUUAGUGCUACCGGAGUGGCACACGGCGAUUAUCUCACCUUCACGUUGGUUGACGUGGGAAUUUUCAAUGUCAAGCGGUUCUCUCGAGCAACGCAUUGGCCCCCGGCGGAAGACGUGGAAGUGCUUGUGGACAACGAACUGGAAGGGAGAAACGCCCCGGAGGUCGACACGUUUGACGAUUACGUGCCAUCCGAAAAUGGAUCUGAAACAACGGUGGAUGAAGACUAUGUGGACGAUAGCAGGGCACUCACCAUUGAUGGCUGCCCCACAUUCGUGCACUCGAUCACCCCGACUAACAUCAAUCACAGCCUCGAGAUUCCCUUUGGCUUUUGGCAACGCCAUAUUCCGAUGGGGGCUAUACAAGCGGGCAUGUGUCUUGUGACUGAAAGGGGGACGUGGAUAUGUACACUGAAACACAACUUGAGUGGCAUAAGGGUGAAGCGUGGGUGGAGCAGAUUCAAGCAAGAGAACAAUCUGACGGAAGGUGUGCGUUGCAAUUUCACUCUCGUUGAUGCGUUGCUGUCCAAUUCCAAGUGUGGUUUGACCGGCCUUAACACCUGCAGUGGGGAUGGAGCGAUAUCUGUAUGCAUUAUUAUUUAAUGUAGGUAACAAUGCGUGUCGUCUAAGAACAAUUGAGCAUGGCAAAUUUAGUGACUAAUGUACCAAAAGUUAUAAUCGCAUCACAAUUCAGUCACAAAGCCCGAAUAAAAGAA
This is a messenger RNA of Salvia splendens (bonfire salvia), 1070 nucleotides long. RefSeq lists its product as uncharacterized. The record is from RefSeq and is a predicted model, not a curated record. Gene Ontology annotation, molecular function: DNA binding. The transcript is spliced from 3 exons. Lineage: Eukaryota; Viridiplantae; Streptophyta; Magnoliopsida; Lamiales; Lamiaceae. The coding region runs from base 109 to 957 and encodes 282 amino acids.